AUGACAGCUUCUACCGUCUCACCAUACAAAUCAUGGACUUUAUCCAUUGGGUUACUCUUGAUGACUCUUGCUGCUUUCUACAUGGGAUUCUACAGUGUGUCCAUUCCCAACCAACAAGCUCACAAAACCAUGACCACAGCCAAUCUAGGAGAAGGCUUUUUCGAAAAGUGGUUCCUUCCCUACCACAACUCUUCCACAUUGAAAUAUUGGGCCUUCGUUUUACAUGUCGUUCCGGGAGGAGUGGUCUUCUUUUUAACUCCCUUACAAUUCAUUCAAACACUCCGAAAAACCAUUCCAGCUUUGCAUCGUUUCAUGGGCUAUCUCACUCUCACCAGUGUUUGCAUUUCCGUUCCGGCUGCUCUCUGGCUGCUCACCUCGAGUUUGAUGGGACCCAUUUGUGCUCUGACUUCUCUCGUGGUGGGUGUGUGGUGUUUGUUUUGUGUGUAUCGAGCUUGGGAAACCGCGCGCGCCAAAGAUUUUGUUUCGCAUCGUAAAUUUACAAUCCGAAUGUGGAGUGUGUGUUUUGGUAUUUUUGUCAUGAGAAUAUUCAUUGGUAUGGUGAAGAAUGUGUUUUAUCCGGAACAUGCGUGGUUGGAGGAUCAGAUGGCCAUGACUUUGUUUUCGAUCGAGUUUGUGGUGGGAUGGGCCAUGUCGUGUGGUUUUGGAGAGUUGUAUUUGAAAAUGACAAGUUGGGAGGUGAGUGAUGAAGGAAAGAAAAGUCAUUGA
Naegleria lovaniensis is the source of this 726-nucleotide messenger RNA. RefSeq lists its product as uncharacterized. NCBI's taxonomy places the organism in Eukaryota, Heterolobosea, Eutetramitea, Acrasida, Naegleriidae. The record is from RefSeq and is a predicted model, not a curated record. The transcript has a single exon. Bases 1 to 726 code for a protein of 241 amino acids.